This is a messenger RNA of Aspergillus affinis, 444 nucleotides long. RefSeq lists its product as uncharacterized. The coding region runs from base 1 to 444 and encodes 147 amino acids. The transcript has a single exon. Lineage: Eukaryota; Fungi; Ascomycota; Eurotiomycetes; Eurotiales; Aspergillaceae. The record is from RefSeq and is a predicted model, not a curated record.
AUGCAGUUACUGAUACCCGGUUGGAAACCAACAGACGCCCCUGUAUUUGAUCCCGAAAGGAAAUUGGACUUCAGCAAAAAGAAUGGCCGUCUAAAUUGGCUGCUGAAGACUCGUCCUGACAUCAAGUUCCCCGUAUACCGCGUUCUACGCAAGAACAUGGCUCCCAAUGAGAACGAUAUGAACGCGACGCUAACCAUAUUCAGGUUCUUGAUAAAAAAUCCCGAAUCUGAUCUCGUUUUAGGACGCGAUCCCGAAGGUCCCCUAUACGGAUAUAUCGAUUUAUCCCAUGCAGAUUGCGAGAAAUCCCGCUCCACUGAGGCGUUCAUCUUCUUCUACAGAGGACCCCCAAUCUUUUGGCAAAGCAAGAAGCAAUCGAUCGUGGCCCCUAUCUCGUCUAUCGCUGAAUCUAUCGCGUGGGACGCUACAACCAAACAGGCCAUGUAG